AUGACUUCCUCAUACACCAAGGCGACCCCUCCGCCAUACGAAUACAGCUCCCUGGCCCCACCUGUCGCAGCUCUGCCUGCCAGACGAACACAAUGUCGACAGCUCCGGAUCCGUCGCCGUCGCGGCAUGAAGCUCCUGGCCAUCUCCGGCUUGGCCUGUCUCGUCUUCCUCGUCUACGCUCAGUGGAACCAACUGACAGUCCUGCCUUCCUGGCGCCAGUCUCGUCUCGCCGCUGAUCGUCUUCAAGAGGACCUUCAAACGUGCACCAAGCUCCGACGAAAGCCUCAGGACCCAAUUGGCCUUGGGCGUACCAAAAAUGCACGCUAUGUUGACGGCCAAAGGCCCAUCCUCAUACAGAAUGCGACAAUCUGGCUCGGUGAGCCUGUGGAGGGCACCUCGCUCGAGGAUGCCCGCGCGGGCAAAGGCUAUUCGUGGACCAGUGGCGAUGUGUUUGUGCAGUUCGGACUGAUCCAAAAAGUCGACGCUCACAUCAGCCUCGAGUCUCUCCCUGGCGACACCCAGAUCUACGAUGCCAAGGGUCGCCAGCUGACGGCCGGCAUCAUUGAUAUGCACUCGCACGUUGGCGUCAGCUCGCUGCCCGACCUAGCCGGUACCGAGGACACGAACGAGCUCUCCUCGGACAUCACCCCCUACGUCCGUUCUAUCGACGGCCUCAAUCCGCUCGAUCCGCAGUGGCAGGUCAUCAAGUCCGGCGGUGUCACCACCUCGCUGGUUCUGCCCGGCUCUGGUAACAACAUCGGCGGCGAGGCCUUCGUUUUCAAGCAUGCGAUUGGCGAAAAGGAUGGUCGCCAGGAGAUCUCUGCAGCCGAUAUGCUUGCCGACCCUGAUCCCUACGUGGGAUCAGAGUAUGCUGGCAAGAUUCUGUGGAAUAACGGUCUCACUCCAGUUUACGUCAGCGAUAACCCCGUCAUCAACGCUCAGCACGUGCUAUUUGAGGCCGCGAAGGCAUACCGCUAUGGUCUCCCCUACCAUGUGGCGCUCGCUGGCGUCACGACAGCGUCGGCAGAGCUUCUUGGCCUGGGAGAACGGCUGGGCAAGAUCAAGCCAGGAUUCGACGCUGACAUUGUGGUCUGGGACAGUGAUCCGCUCAGCAUCGGAGCCGCGCCUGCGCAGGUCUGGAUCGACGGCUUCGCGCAGUUUGAGAACCCUGUCGAGCUCGACAAGCCUCUGAAGGGGCCAAUCGCCGCACCGCAUUCGAGCGUAGCUUUGAGCGGCGGCAUCUCGCAUCACAGAAAUAUUGUCUUUACUGGUGUCACCAAGAUUCUGCUCUCGGACGGCAAGAGUCGGACGACCUUGAACGGACCCGUCAACGUUGUCGUGUCCGAGGGCGAAAUCACCUGCACAGGUGAGUGUAGCAUGGAGGUCAGCGUUGCUCGCCAAGGGCCGUCGCACGAGUUCAUCGCCCUCGAGGACGGCCACCUCACGCACUCAUUCACAGCGUUCGGGUCGCAGAUCGGGCUGAACGCCAUAGAUUACGAGAGUAAUACGGCCAACGGAGAGAGCACCAAGUUUAGCCGCGGCGUCGACGGUUUGGCACUGGACACGAAGAAGCUGCGCGUGGCGCAUCAAUACGGCAUCACGCGGGCCGUCUCGGCGCCAACGUUCUCUGGGGGACUGACGCACCGGGGCACCAGUGUGGGAUUCGUCACGGACGCACAGCACGCGCUCGAGAAGGGUGCCGUUUGGUCGGAGGAUGCUGCUGUGCAUUACACUUUCACUCUUGACGUCAAGCAGGGCGAUACGCCCUCCAUCUCGACUGCAGUGGGCGCGCUGCGCAAGGACCUGCUGGAAGCAGUCUCGAACAACGACACAAUCUCCGACCGGCACUCGGAGCAGGCUUUCCUGAAGGGGGUGGUGGAAGGCGAAAUGCCUUCUGGUGUUGACAGUGCACAGCGCGGACACGAUUUUCUGCCGUGCUGCGACUCAGGCCGAUGUUGA
Verticillium alfalfae VaMs.102 is the source of this 1959-nucleotide messenger RNA. RefSeq names its product amidohydrolase family protein. Lineage: Eukaryota; Fungi; Ascomycota; Sordariomycetes; Glomerellales; Plectosphaerellaceae. The record is from RefSeq and is a predicted model, not a curated record. Bases 1 to 1959 code for a protein of 652 amino acids. The transcript is spliced from 2 exons. Gene Ontology annotation, molecular function: N-acetylglucosamine-6-phosphate deacetylase activity. Gene Ontology annotation, biological process: N-acetylglucosamine catabolic process.